Ochotona curzoniae (black-lipped pika) is the source of this 546-nucleotide messenger RNA. Its product is annotated as keratin-associated protein 4-12-like. The transcript has a single exon. The record is from RefSeq and is a predicted model, not a curated record. Gene Ontology annotation, cellular component: keratin filament. Lineage: Eukaryota; Metazoa; Chordata; Mammalia; Lagomorpha; Ochotonidae. Bases 1 to 546 code for a protein of 181 amino acids.
AUGGUCAAUUCCUGCUGUGGCUCCAUCUGCUCUGAGCAGAGCUGUGGCCAAGACUUCCGCCAGGAAGAGUCCUGCUGCCGCCCCAGCUGCUGCCAGACCUCCUGCUGCCGCCCUACCUGCUGUAUCUCCAGCUGCUGCAGGCCCCAGUGCUGCCAGCCAACCUGCUGCAGACCCACCUGCUGUAUCUCCAGCUGCUGCAGACCCUCCUGCUGCAGACCCAGCUGCUGCAGACCCACCUGCUGCAUCUCCAGCUGCUGCAGACCCUCCUGCUGCAGGCCCCAGUGCUGCCAGUCCCAGUGCUGCCAGCCCACCUGCUGCCGCCCCAGCUGCUGCAGACCCAGCUGCUGCAUCUCCAGCUGCUGCCGCCCCUCCUGCAGUAGCUCCAGCUGCUGUGGCUCCAGCUGCUGCCGCCCCAGCUGCUGCCCUGGCUGCUGCCUGCGUCCAGUCUGUGGCCAAGUCUCCUGCCACACCAGCUGCUAUCGCCCAACCUGUGUGAUCUCCACCUGUCCCCGCCCCAUGUGCUGUGCCAGGCCUUGCUGCUGCUAA